Setaria italica (foxtail millet) is the source of this 1683-nucleotide messenger RNA. RefSeq names its product putative clathrin assembly protein At1g33340. Gene Ontology annotation, molecular function: SNARE binding; 1-phosphatidylinositol binding; clathrin heavy chain binding. Lineage: Eukaryota; Viridiplantae; Streptophyta; Magnoliopsida; Poales; Poaceae. Gene Ontology annotation, biological process: clathrin coat assembly; vesicle budding from membrane; clathrin-dependent endocytosis. The coding region runs from base 271 to 1497 and encodes 408 amino acids. The transcript has a single exon. The record is from RefSeq and is a predicted model, not a curated record. Gene Ontology annotation, cellular component: clathrin-coated pit; clathrin-coated vesicle.
CUCUUGCUACCCCUUUUCCACAAGUCAUAAGGCUAAUAGUGGACUUCUUGAUGCGCAGGGGCUGCUCUCAAGAAUUUCCUGUGAAGAAGACACUCUCAUGUGACCAUGGUCAAUAGCCAUGAUCUAUGGUUCCUUCUCUCUCUAGGCCCACUUACAAGUGAGUGCAUGCGCAAGAGGGAGUGCGCUAUAACUCUCAUGCACCGUCUCUCUCUUCUUCUCCCCCGGCCCUCUCUCUAAUCCUCUCGUGACACACAUGAGGGCAUAUAAGACAUGAAGGUGUUCAAGGGCAAGAUUUGGGCAGCCAUCGGGUCACUCAUGGAUCACGCGGGUACAGCAUCCACCAAGGCCUCCUCGGCGGCGGCCGUUCCCGACCGGGCUCUCCUCGCCGACAUCGAGGCGGCCGUCGAGCGGUGCACCGGCGGCGGCGGGGGCGGCGACGACGACAGGCACGUCCACGAGAUCCUCUUCCUCGUCUCCAACGCGCCGGGCGCGAUCACUUUCCUCUCGCGGCGCAUCACGGUGCGCCUCGAGGCGGCGCGCGCCCCGGCCGCGGCGCUCCGCUCGCUGCUCCUCGUCCACCGCCUCCUCCGCGCCGGCGACCGCUACUUCGAGCAGGACCUCCGCGGCCUCUGGGCGUCCCGCGACCUCCGCGUCGACGCGCCGCGGUGCAGCUGCUCCCCGCUCGCCGCCGGAGCCGGCGCCGCGUACGUCAGCGCCGGCGCCGCGGCCGCCACCGGCGCGUGCGCCUUCGUCCACGGCUAUUCGGCCUACCUCGAGGAGCGCAUGCAGUGGGUGAUCAACCAGGCCGGCAACCUGGAGCCAGCGCGGCGGCCGCCGGCGCUGGCGCCGCCUAACCACGACGGCAAGCCUCCACCACCUCCGCCCUCCUCCUCCUCCUCCCACGACGCCGAAGCCGAGACGCUGCUGCUCAAGCUCGCCAUGUGCCAGAGGCUGCUGGACCUCGCCAUCCAGCUGCUGCCGGACAACAACACCAGCGGCUGCGCCGCCGUCCGGUCGGCGUUCGGCAUUGUGCUCCGGGAGAGCUUCAAGGUCUACGACGCCUUCACAGAGGGCCUCGACGCGAUGCUGCUGCGGUCGAGGAGCCUCGCCGGGCUGAGCAAGCCGAUGAGGGUCUCGGCUCACGAGAUCCUGAAGAAGGCGUGCGCCCAGACGCCGGACCUCAAGGAGUUCUACCACAAGUGCAAGGGGAGCAACGCCAGCAAGAGCCUCGAAUACCCUCUCGUCAGGGUCGUCACGCCGGCGCAGGCCUCCGCCAUGGAGGUGUUGCCCGUGCCCAUCCCGGAAGAAGAUGGCCAGGAGAAAGAGCCGGAGGCGGAGGCAGAGGCAGAGGCAGAGACUAGUGAUGGCGGGGGUUCGACGACGUUUGCGCGCAAGAUGGAGACGACGAUCAGCACGGUCUGGGUUGAGUUCGAGGAGGAUGACAAGCUGAUCCCUGGUGAUGGUGGUCACUCGUCCAAAGAGCCAAAAGCUAGCUAACAACUAGCUCUCGUAGGAGUUCUUGCGACAUAUUAUUCCAAGUGUGUGUUAAUUUUGGGUGCUCCGGAUUGGGCUCUCCUCUCUCGUUGAUCUUGGUUGUGUGCAAGGUUAUAUUAUUUAUUCGAAGGAUUUGUGCAUGUCUUCAAUCAGCUGAGAAUAAGCAAAUAAUUCUUCUCCUUGUGUUUA